AUGGCUGCAUCAGAUAUUCUGAAGUAUUUGUAUUACCAAAUAUGUACCCUACUCGGUGUUUUAAAACAAUCAUAUUGUGAAGAAACCGUUAGAGAUGGACUUCGGCAGUGCACGAAAGCUGUGCGAAAUAUAAAAUAUCAGUUGAAAACUGUCAAGACAGUCGGCGAAAAGCAGCAUCUAUUGACACAGCUGGCCCAAAUAAAAUCCUUUAGAUGUCAGUUUAAGUCCUUAAAGAAGACGGGUGCCAGCUGUUCUACCGACCCUAAGAAAACUGUUAAGCAUCACGUCCAUUGGGAUGAUUCAGCUAAUGCAUUUGAUGGACGUAUUCGAACAGGAGUCAUCACAAAUAUAAAGCAUAAGGACCCCAAGGAGUUCCUCAAGGACAGCUUCGCAGUAUUAAGGUCAACGCGGCAUUCAGCGGACAGUUUCGGUUGCAAAAAGCCGAUAGAAUUCUUGAGGAGCCAAAAACAUGUAGUGACACCGAUUUCUACGGAGCUCGAUGAAUUCCAGGAGCGUGAUAUUGGUUGGGCAUUAAAUUCAAUAACCAAUUUGGGAAUCAAUAUAAACAAGUUCACGCCACAGCUGGGAUCAUCGUACAUCAACUUACCUACAUCAAUUAAGAAGAAGCAGGCAUGCGUCAACGUAAAAAAUGGUGACGACGCCUGCUUCGCGUGGGCGGUGACAUCGGCCUUGUAUGCAGUUGAUUUUCGAAAUCACCCCGAUAGGAUUUCGUCUUACCCUCAACCCUCAUCGGUUCUAAAUUUAAAAGGUAUCCAGUUCCCAAUGACAAUGAAGCAGAUACCCAGGUUUGAAAAGCAAAACGGGGUAUCGGUCAACGUUUACAUACUUAAAAAGAUGUCGAAAGGCUUUACUACCCUCCCGACAUACUUAACGAAGAACAAAAAAGAUACGCAUGUCAAUCUGCUUUUAAUACAAGAUAUGUACGCUGAUGAGGCUGAGGAUGAGAGUACUACAUCUGCGAGAUACCACUACGUCUGGAUAAAGGAUCUAUCGCGCCUCUUAUCGUCUCAACUUAGCGAACAUCAUGCUAAGAAAUACUUCUGCGACAGAUGCUUACAUUACUUCUACACCCAAGAGAAGCUAGAUAUACACUACAUCGACUGCAAAAAUCAGAAUGAUUGCAGGGUGCGAUUACCUCCGGAAGAUCAAAAAGACCUAAAAUUUAAAAACUAUAAAAAUAAAGAAAAGGUCCCCUUUACCAUCUACGCCGACCUCGAGAGUGUUCUGAUAGAGGAGGACUCCGGCAACAAGUACCAACGUCAUGUGCCUGCUGCCAUAGGCUACUACGUAAAGUGUUCAUACGAUCCGUCAUUAUCAUUUUAUAGAUCUUAUCGUGGUGAGGACUGCAUGUCUUGGUUCGCUCGCGAAAUGUCUGCGUUCGCCGAGGACGUAGAAACAGUUUUCUUAUGCCCUUACAAUAUUUCCAUGACAUCAGCGCAAGAAGCUGAAUUUCAUAAAGCCACUCAUUGCCACAUCUGUGAACAGCCGUUUAAGCCAGAGGACGUUAAAGUCCGCGACCAUUUUCAUUUGUCUCCGGAAAAUAACUAUAGAGGCGCCGCGCACAGCGGGUGUAACAUUAAUUACAAGGAUGGGGUUGUUAUACCUGUUGUCUUUCACAACCUGAGCGGGUACGAUGCACAUUUUAUUUUGGAAAAUAUCGCGAAUGACCUGCCGGAUACGCUAUCAUCAUACUUAACCGAGUUUCCAAAUUUAAAAUCAGAGUUUUCUGAACUAGCCGACGAUGAGUUUACUUUAUUAACGAAAAAGGGGGAGUAUCCGUAUGACUUCAUGGAUAGCUUUGCUAAAUUUAAUAUCCAGUCUCUGCCGGAACAGCCGCACUUUUAUAACCGUUUAGAGGACAAGAACAUUUCGUCUAAACAGUUCGCGCACGCACAAAAAGUUUGGAAUACAUUCAAAAUUCAAAAUUUAGGUGAGUACACGGACUUAUACAUGAAAACGGACAUUUUACUUUUGGCUGACGUGUUUGAGCAGUUUCGCAGCAGUUGCCACAAGACAUACGGUCUUGAUCCGGCUAAUUACUACACCCUACCUGGAUACACCUGGGACAGUAUGCUGUUUAAGACACGCCAGACAUUAGAACUUUUGACCGAUAUCGAUAUGUUAAUGUUUAUCGAACGGGGAAUUCGCGGAGGGCUAAGUCAAUGUUCUAAGCGAAAAAGCGUAGCAAACAACAAGUAUCUUUCAAAUUUCGACCCGAGUAAACCGGUAAAGUAUUUAACAUAUUUUGAUAUCAACAAUCAAUACGGUUGGGCUAUGAGCCAGUACUUACCAUACGGCGGGUUCGAGUGGGUAAAUUCCAACAUCGACGUCACCAACGUAUCCGAUACUUCUUCUGAAGGGUAUUUGCUUGAAGUUGACUUGGAAUAUCCGACUCAUAUACAUGACUUACAUCGCGACUUGCCUUUCUGCCCCGAACAUAGCGCUCCCCCCGGAUGUAAAAAUUUUAAACUUUUAGCCACCCUUCAUAAUAAGACGCGGUACGUUAUUCACUACAGAGCUUUAAAACAGGCAUUAAAGCAGGGUCUUAAGCUUACAAAAAUUCACCGCGUAUUGAAAUUCAAACAGUCUCCAUGGCUUAAGUCUUACAUUGAUCUGAAUACAGCAUUACGUCAGACAGCUAAAAACGAGUUUGAAAAGAACUUAUUUAAGCUUAUGAAUAAUGCUGUGUUCGGAAAAACGAUGGAAAAUAUUAGAAAACACUCCAUAGUGAAAUUAGUUAAUAAAUGGGAGGGGCGUUAUGGCGCGGAGGCCUUAAUCGCGAAGCCAGAGUUCAAGGCAGCCACAAUUUUCAAUGAGAAUUUGGUGGCUAUUGAGUUAAAUAAGACCGAGGUCUUCUUCAACAAGCCGAUAUACGUUGGUAUGUCGAUUUUGGAUCUGGCCAAAACCACCAUAUAUGAUUUUCACUAUGAUUAUAUGGUGCCCGAGUUUGGUAACGACUGCUCAGUCCUUUAUACCGACACCGACUCGCUGAUAUAUGAAAUCACCGAUAAAGAUGUCUAUGAAGUCAUGCGUCGCGACUGUCAUACCCGUUUCGACACAUCGGACUACCCCCCUGACAAUAGGUAUAACAUCCCUCAAGUCAAUAAAAAAGUCUUGGGUAUGAUGAAGGAUGAGUUUAAUGGUGUCCCUAUGGAACUUUUCGUAGGUCUUAGAUCUAAAAUGUAUAUGGUUAAACGAGCUGUUGACGAUGACAUGGCUUUAACAAAGAAGAUCAAGGGUAUAAAAAAAUCUAUAAUCAAAAACAUCAUCACGCUCGAGGAUUACCUCGAGUGUGUCGAUAAUUUUAAAAAUAAAUAUAUCAGACAAAAUUUAAUAAAAUCCGAAAAACAUGCAGUCUUCACAAUGACUCAGGAAAAAAUAGCUUUGAGUCCGCACGAUGAUAAACGCUAUUUGAUAAAGGGGUCGUAUGUAACUUUACCAUGGGGCCACUACUCUAUUAUGGAAGAAUAA
Anoplophora glabripennis (Asian longhorned beetle) is the source of this 3492-nucleotide messenger RNA. RefSeq lists its product as uncharacterized. The coding region runs from base 1 to 3492 and encodes 1163 amino acids. The transcript is spliced from 3 exons. The record is from RefSeq and is a predicted model, not a curated record. Lineage: Eukaryota; Metazoa; Arthropoda; Insecta; Coleoptera; Cerambycidae.